AUGCACUUUUCGGCUUUUCGUCCAGGCAUACGCCAAAGAGACAUUAGCUACACUACCUGUUGCGGGUGGAGGCUAUGGCUUUGGUGGGUACGUCGGGUAGUAUGCCUGCAUGGACUUUCGCAUCCCCUCUAUGGUAACACCACACAUGCGCCGCCUGUUACGAGAGUUCACGCUCGAUCUGGCGACAAGGAAUCCAACGCCAACGCCAACAUUCCGAAUAUUCGCCGUGUGCAUUUCCAUGUCAUGGGCGUGCUGGACGAUGCAUCAGCUGCUCGCCUCGCCUGGACGAACUGGCCGAGAGCUUUGGGAAUUUCUACGUAG
Molecule: messenger RNA, 321 nt
Organism: Fusarium verticillioides 7600
Lineage: Eukaryota; Fungi; Ascomycota; Sordariomycetes; Hypocreales; Nectriaceae
Exons: 3
Coding region: 1-321 (106 amino acids)
Source: RefSeq, a predicted model, not a curated record